ACCUAGUAGAAAUAUACGCACGUAAUGAUGGAGGAAUCUCAGGAGUAUUUCCUUAAUUUCACACCUUAGGAUUUGACACAAUCACACCCUCCAUUAAUUAAAUUAUUCGCCUAAACUAGAAAACCCCAUUUAUAAAAUAGCCACGUUCUCAUGUAGUGCCACAAUCCUCAUAACGAAUCCAAUCCAAAACACAUAAAAAGGUAAAGUGAGGGAGAGAGAGAGAGAAAGAACAAGCAAAAUAAGAAUGGGCAACAGUAUUGGAGGAGGAAGAAAGAAAGUAAAGGUGAUGAAAAUCAAUGGAGAAACAUACAAACUGAAACUGCCAGUAACAGUUAUGGACGUGGUAAAGGAUCACCCAGGUCAUGUUAUCUUAGAUUCAGAAGCUGUAAAACAUUUUGGGGUUAGAGCUAAGCCAUUGGAGGCCCAACAAGAGCUGAAACCAAAGAAGCUCUAUUUUCUAGUGGAGCUUCCGAAGGUUUCCUCUGAUCAUCAGCAGGAUCAUUACAAAUCGGUGAGAAGGGUACAGUCCGGGAUCAACAUGAGCGCCAAGGACCGACUCGAGUGCCUGAUGCUGUCUCGUAGGGCUGUUUCCGACAUUUCCAUGGCAAGGGCCUCCUCCAGCCAUGUCUCUUCCGGUGGGCCAGCUGUUCCCAAUUCUGGCCCAAUCAGAGUCAAGAUGAGGCUCCCAAGAGCCCAAGUUGCUAAAUUGGUGGAAGAGAGCAGAGAUGAGGCCGAAGUGGCUGAGAAAAUUAUUGGCCUUUAUAUGGAAAAUAACGGUGGCCGCGCCACUGUUCAUGCGGCGGACGAGAUAAAAAGUGGUGCGUUGCUUCACCGUGACGAGCGCCGGAAGCCCGGUCUCGGUAGCAUUUCUGAGAAUUACAAGGCCCGUGAGAAACGAGUGACUUUCCUACCAAUCGAAGAGGGAGAAAUUCGUUUAGCUUUAUAGCAGCCUUUUUGGUCAUAACAAUGCAUUAAUUUGUCCAAACAAAGCAUCAAUUAGGCAUAGUUAGAAAGUCAAAACCAAGUAGAGCACCUGGAUUUUUGUGUCCCUUAUUAUGUAUAUAGUUAAAGUAGAUUUUAUCGUGUUAGCCAAUUACAGUUGUCUUGUUUAUGACAUUUUUAUCUUUCAUAUAUAUAGGAUUGUUUUAAGGUGGUAUUUGUAGUGCAUUUAAUAGUUUGUUUUAAUUGUAAUAUUAUGAUUUUGAAUGUAAUAUAUUUAAACUAAAAUUGAUUAAAA
Messenger RNA from Cannabis sativa, 1237 nucleotides. RefSeq lists its product as uncharacterized. The record is from RefSeq and is a predicted model, not a curated record. Bases 245 to 946 code for a protein of 233 amino acids. The transcript has 2 exons. NCBI's taxonomy places the organism in Eukaryota, Viridiplantae, Streptophyta, Magnoliopsida, Rosales, Cannabaceae.